This is a messenger RNA of Epithele typhae, 627 nucleotides long. RefSeq lists its product as uncharacterized. The transcript is spliced from 2 exons. Bases 1 to 627 code for a protein of 208 amino acids. NCBI's taxonomy places the organism in Eukaryota, Fungi, Basidiomycota, Agaricomycetes, Polyporales, Epitheliaceae. The record is from RefSeq and is a predicted model, not a curated record.
AUGACACCCUGCGAUCAGCCCAUAAGCAAGGUCGACGAGAAACCGCCGAAAUAUCAAACGCAUCCCGACGCUGGCACGAAGUUUCCGCUUGCCCACUUUCCCGAAAACGACGUUUUUGUGAUCAUCACCGCCUCCGCCGAGCUCCCACCAGACCAGGAGCCCUCCCCGACUUCCAGCCUAGGAACUAUCUGGGGAGGCUUCCUCCAGGCCCUGCACCGCCCCUCCGCGGACCCCGUCACGCUCGGGGUUCACGUUGUGGUCAACGUCGGCGCUAGUGAGGUCGUGGGCAGCCGUCCGUCGAUUCCCCCCGAAGUGAUAGGGGUGGUGCCCCACAGCCUCCUCCGGGUUCUCAUACCGCUUACGCCGCGCGUUCAAGCACCCGAGUUCUUUGCGCGGAAGUUUUGGCACACCUUGCUCGAUGCAUUCAGAUCGGCCCAAUUGGACGGAUCGGUGCCCAGGCUCGAGGCAGUUUUCCUCAAGUGCUACUACGAUUGGCGCCUCAACUUCUCAGCCGACGCGUUCAGAGUGGUCCAACGGGACGGGUCGGUGGCGAGGCUCGAGGCGGCCCUGCUCAAGUCCUACUACGAUUGGCGCCUGGUGGAUGGUCAGGCUAGGUGUUGGGUGUAA